AAUUAAAUUGAAAAAUAAAAUAAGUGUAGUCCUUGUCUCUGCGAGGCUAAUAAAAAGACAAACAGAUUUAUGAUAUAUAUUUAUCAUCUCAGGAGAUAUCGCAAUGGGUAAAUCCUUGCGGGACACGCUGUACAGGUAGGUAGGUAGGUACAUAAUAUGUGGGGAAUAUACAACAUAAUAUGGUGGUUGGUCAAACUAAAAGUUAAAAAACAUAGCACAUUGCAAUAUUGAUGUCGUUUAUUCUAUGUUAAUAAUAUUAAAAUAUCUCAUGUUACCCGAAACACGGCUCGAAUUAAUUAUAAUACAUACAUAAACCGCAUGAUAUAUACUGAUUACACAAUUUAAUGGCAUCGGAAACAACCGAGGCUACUGAGGGAUACAAUCAUUCAGCUAAAAAUUCUGUGUUUUAAAUUUUUAAAGUGCACGCUUAAUUGCAUUACUCGUAGUCAUAAAAUCUGAUUUCUAUCAUGCCCUAUAAAACAUUAACUCGAUUUAGACGUUUUAUUGGCGGCAACAAAAAAACGGCGCGCGUGGUCGGUCGUACGACUGAAAAAUACAUAUUAUUAUAAAAAAAUUCGUUCGCUCUACGAGUCGUUGUGUUUGGUUAAAGGUAUAUGUGUGCAACGUGUAUACCAAUAUUGGUGCAGAUCACAAAGUCACGUCGUACCACGCCGGUAUAGGUAUGUACAAACACGCGUCGUGCCCGCACAGCGACCGAUUGGGGAAUUGUUUUUUUUGCUCGCGGAAAACUCUUCGAUUCUGGUCAUCUGCAGAUUAGUCUAUAUCUACCCCACAUAUAUACAGGACGGGCUGCCGUGUUUUCGCAUUUUCUCGGAAUAGUGCACGGUAAAAUGCAUGGUGGCUCACACCGUAUAAUAUACAUAUGAGUAUAAUAAUAUAUUGUCGCAUGAAAGUUUUUUUACCCGGAAACGUUUCCGGUACCAUGUUUAAAUACGAUCACUUCCUCUCUCUCUCUCUCUACCUCUCGCUCACUCACUACGCAUAUAAAUAUUAUUAUACCUAUACCCUUCAUAGAUAGAAAAACACCACAAGCAAAUAAUAACGAUAUGUAUAUAGUGCGGUACACACGGCAAUUGUUUCGAUUGGUAAUCCUAUAUAGUUCGCAAUAUAGGUGUAUAAUAGAUAGGUUUAUGAUAUAAUGAGGCGUACCACGCGUUUAAUAUACAUUUUGCUCAUCACCAAACGGAGACGAGGAUGGUUCGUCAUCAUUCCGCAUCCGCGGUCUCGCCUUAGUGUUAUCUACCUAGGCAUGUGGGAAAAAAAAAAUAAUAAUAAUAAUAGUAAUAAAAAUAGCUCUCAAAAAAUGUGAGUGAUGCAUUAUAUUAUAUAUUAUAUUGUGUUUUUAUCCUUGGUGCUAAAAUCCACAAGGGACGACGGGGAAAAAAAAUCGUGUUUCGUCGUAGACCUAAAAAAAACUUUUCGUUUUGCUACAUAUAAUAUGGCAUAAUAAUAUAUCGUAUAUACGAGUACAUAUUUUUUUUUUAAGCUCGAAACCGCCGUAACACCUUCGUCACACGCGAGGCAACAUGUCACGCGUAUACCACCCUCGUUAUAUCAUAUUAUUUAACAAGUUUAGUCCCGUCGGCCUUGUCCAACUGCGAUAAACGAAAAAAAAACCUUUUUGCCCGACCGAAUUCCAACUCAACCGAACGUGUGUGAUUUAGAACAUUAUAUUAUAAUGUAAACAUCUAACGGCUCCAAACAAUAAUACUAUACACAUGCACAGUGGGCAGACGAAUACUGUGUAUAAUAAUAUACAAUAUUACAGUAUAUAGGGUUAAACAGUGGUGAAUUUAAAUCGAAAUUCAAUCGAGUUAUUUAACUGCCAAAGACACCAUAGCUCUUAAUGAUGGAUUUAAAUAAAUUAAAUAAUAUUAUUUGGUCUAGUACAAUAUUAUCUCGAACAAUGUUAAAAAAAUAAAUGAAUGAAUAUUAAUUACCUACUUCUUCUUGUUUUGCAGAUUUCUGUUAUUCGACAAGAGAUUUGGCCACUCAUCACAAUCUUCCUACAGUUCUCCCAAUCUUGAAUUACAUUUCUCUAGUUGUUCACUCCUAAACUUUCCCAGUCCAUUUAAACCACAUCUUACUACGUUUUUUGAACCACCUCGGUAUCUCUUCCCUUUUUGUUUCCAGGUCAUCGAUGGUUUAGUUAUGAUCAUUUAGCUGGCUAAAUUCUAGCCCAUUAUAUUAUGCCCAAGCAAUCGUGUGCUAUGACCUUUUAUAACAUUUUUUACAGGAUGCACCUCUCCUCUGUUUACUCUUGUGACUCUUUAUUGAGAUUUAUUUGUUUCUCCUCCAUAUACCAGUGUUUCAAUCUAAUUUUUUUUCACGUAUCAUCUGCUGAAUAUUGUAUUUUUAAACUUUUAAAGGUACUAUGUCUUCGACGUUCUGUCAUACUGGUAGUCGUUCAUGAUUACCAUCCGUAGAUAAGAGUGGAUUUUAUUAUCGUUACGUAUGGUAUCUAGACUUGAUUGACUUUGAAUGUAUUUUUGACUUGAUAAAUAUGAUAGCGUAAAGGACACUCGCUCAGCUUCCACACUCCAAUUUCACGUGACCAGUGGUUUUUUGUAUUCAAAAUCAUGCCGAGGUAUUGAAACUUGUUUCAAUUUCAUGUGUUUAUUCUUCUGAAUAAUUGUCGUUCAUUCUGUUGUUCAAUAAUUCUUAUAGUUUUGGUUUUAUCCCCGCUAACUUUUAAUUAUAUUUUCCCACAGGUUCCUCUAGACUCUUAAAAUCACUCAGACGAAGUGCUGGGAGUUUGGCGGACCGUCUAUCGUUUGUGAAUAAUAAUUCCAGAGGAUAUAUAUUAUUACGUUUGAUCUAUAUUGCUCUAUUCUGAUAUAUGCACGUAGUAUUAAUCAGGCAUUAUGUAUUUAAACAUGUAUUGAUUGAAGUUCGAGUGAGGCGUCCAUACCGUAUUUCCCAGGCUCAAUUAAGGGAUCCGAACGGGUGGUGAAGCUUGGCUUGUCGAUCAGGCAAACGCAUGGCCUUUACAUUUAUAAUAUAAUAUAGGAAUCUAACUGACUAAAUAGAUUAUUCAGAACGUAAAAUUUGAUUAGUUAUGUGUUUGUAAAAUAGAGACACAGUGCAUGCGGGUAUAGCAUCCUCUUAACAAUAUACAAUACAAAAAAAGAUGGUUUAUAUUUGUCGAGAGUUUGUACUUCUGCAGUAACUAUUCUCUAUAAAUAAAAUAAUGAAAAAAUCCAAGUUUUUAAAAAUAUGUUGUUUAUAUAGGUAUAGGUACUUCUAAAUUCCAAAAAUCAAAAUGUUUAAUAAAAUAAUUAAGGAGUAUAAUUAAGUGAAGGAUGCUUAGUGUUUUUAUUUUUUCCUAUCUACCCCUCCCCCAUCUUAUCACUCAUCUCAACAUUUGUUUUAUUACUAAUACUCAAUUAACGUUUUCUCGUACAAACUUAAACGAUAACAUUACUAAUAAUAUUUUGGGUAAUGGGUAGGAAGAGCGGUACAGUUAAGCCUCGAUAAUUCAAACGUCUAUAAAUCGAAUUUUCGAUAAUACAAAGGAAUAUCUUCGCCCCUGCAUUUCAAUAAAUACAUAAUUUUUUCUAUAACUCGAUUUUUUGUCCGCCCCCAACCGAUUCGAGUUAUCAAGAUUUCAUUGUAUAUCCAAUUUUACGAAUUUUUUACUGUUACCAAUACAUAUGAUGGCUCACGAAAAUAGAAACUGUCUGUGCGCUCAUAUUUUGAUAAAAUAUAUAAUAAUAUCUACUCGUCGGCGUUACCCACUAUAUAAUAUUGUAUUGUGCGUCGAAACGUAUUGUCACUGAUGUUUUAUGUUUCCUUUGCUUUUAGGAUACCAAUUCAAUAUCAAAUUCGACAAACAACGGGACACCGGAAAAUGACGAGUACGAGGACGACGGAGAUGUCGCUUUGACAGCGCUGCCGCUGUUCUGCAUUGGAUCGUUUCUAAUCGUCGUUAUAUUCUUGUCGAUCGCCGGAAACGUGCUGGUGUGCAUGGCCAUCUACACCGACAGGGGAUUGCGAAGGAUUGGCAACCUGUUCCUGGCCUCACUGGCGAUCGCUGACCUAUUUGUCGGGGCGUUGGUCAUGACGUUCGCGCUGGUAAACGACCUGCAGGGAUACUGGAUGUUCGGCGCCAAGUUCUGUGACAUAUGGACUGCCAUAGACGUGAUGUGCUCCACCGCGUCCAUACUCAACCUAUGCGCCAUAUCACUCGACAGAUACAUUCACAUCAAAGACCCACUGAGGUACACGACGUACUUGAACCGGAGGAACGCGCUGCUCGGCAUCGCUGGCGUCUGGGCGCUGGCCGCGUUCGUGUCCGUGGUGCCCAUCUGCAUACUGAGCAUCCACCGGCCGCCCAAGCCGGUGGUGUUCCACGCGGGCGACACCGAGUACAUGCGGUGCGCGCUGGACCUGACACCCGAGUACGCCAUCAUAUCGUCGUGCAUCAGCUUCUACAUACCGUGCGUGGUGAUGAUCGGCAUCUACUGCCGGCUGUACCGGUACGCGCAGAAGCACGUGCAGAGCAUCCGGGCGGUGACGCGGCCGCUGACCACGACGACGACCACGACCACCGGGGCGGCCGCGGCGUCGUCGGCCACGCUCACGGCCGUGCACCACCACACGUCGCCGUACCACGUGAGCGACCACAAGGCGGCCAUCACGGUGGGCGUGAUCAUGGGCACGUUCCUGCUGUGCUGGGUGCCGUUCUUCUGCGUCAACAUCAUCGCGGCGUUCUGCAAGACGUGCAUACCCGAAGCCGCGUUCAAGGUGCUCACGUGGCUCGGCUACUCCAACUCGGCGUUCAACCCGAUCAUCUACUCGAUAUUCAACACCGAGUUCCGGGACGCGUUCCGCCGCAUACUCACCACCCACUACCCGGACUGGUGUUUCUGCAAGGGUUACCGGACGGUGGUGCUCAGCUCGGACGCGUCGUUCCGGCACAACCAGCGGCGGAAGCCGACCGGCGGCUGCGAUUUCGUGUCGUCCGCCUCGGCCACGGCCGUCGUCGCCGCGUCCACCGUCGUCAAGCACAACGGCAAGGCCGCGGCCGCCGCGACGGCGUCCGCGCAGCAACCGGCAUGCGGUGGCGCGGGCGUGCCGCCGAUCGCGAGUCCGAGGUCGUCGGUGGCGUCGCUCCGCCAGUCGCGGCUCAACUCGUCCGAAAAGGUCAUCAUCGAAGCCGACGAGGAGAUCUGACCGCCCCGCGAUGGCCGGCCACCGCGCGACGACGUCAUGCCUCGUUUCACCGUCGAGUAUCUCGUCUGAACGACAACGCUUGUAGAAACGCACACGUGCAGCUAUACAAUAUUAUUCGGUUACAAUAAUAUUAUAAUAAUAAUAUGAUGUAAUAAUGUGUAAAUUGUUAUUCGUCCAUAAAUCAUUAUAUUGCAUACAAAUAAUAUGACAUCAUAAUCCCUCAUCCCGCGGUCCGGUCACGGUCUACGCGGUAACCGGUAACCGAACAGGAACCGUAAUUUAAAUUUACCCUUAAAGUACAUUAAACAUCUUGCGCCAAACAGUGGAACAGCAUAUGACGCCGACCAUGUGAGGUUCCGGUAGUUGGCGACAGACGUUGUAGGGAAACCCGGAACCCGCGAUAUUAUGUUGUGAGCGGCGUCUGUCGAUAGUUUUCACCGAUUCGAUUGGUUUUUUUUUUUACUGGUUAAGACCGGUGUACCGGUAUAUAAGACAUCUAGACCAAAUUUUCCAAGUUUUUCCCAGAACCGUACCGGAACGAAAAAAAUAAUACCGAAAACCUUAAUCCUCUUCUCACUGCACUCAUUUAUCCUGUCGGCGAGUCUCACGUCUUCCAUCGCCACUUCACUCUAUGGGUGCCAUGUAUGUCACAAUAUAGUUUAUACAAUAAAGUGCCCUUUAUCGGUUUCCGUCGCACAUUGAAAUUGCAGACCGUCCGGUUUGAUAUACUUAUAUAGGUAUUGCAACAACUAUAAUAAAAUACACCAAUACAGUGGUGAUAAAACGAUUGGUGAAGAAGGGACUAGAUCCCUGCCCAAUGACCAUUUUUCAAUAUUUAAGAUCUUAUAUCUAGGUAAACCUAUAAGAUAUAUUUUUAACUAUCAAUUAUACAGGAGGACAGGUCUCAAGUGCGUGUAAAAAAAUCAGCCACAUCUUAUCUAAAAAUAAUUAAUUUUUUUUUAUCUUCAGCUACAUAGACCCAUUGUGUGUGGGGGAGGGGGGUUACGGUUGGAACGCGUGGUUUUUUUAUGUGGGGGAAAGAAUGAUCGUCUAGAACCAGGGUGGUCAUCCAUCCGGGAGCUAGCGACGCCAGCGCACAUCGUAGUGACUUAGUCUAACCACCAUGACCCCUUAUGAUAAUAAUACAACUGUCACAGUGGCUGAUGCCAUUUUCGUCACGGUCGACUGGCGAUCCACAUUUGCAAUAACUACAAUCAGGCCCCCACAUCGAAUUUUGGGCACCUGUACUUAAUGUCUUCGUGGGCCCUAUUCAAAACUUCCAAUAAUGUACAACCCAUUAUACAAGCCAUACAUAUGUCCCAUACACGUUUUCUAGGUAAUCAACGGUUAACCCACAUCUUAAAAUAAAAAAAUUACUUAGUAUAUAAUAAUAAUAUAUACAUUUAUGUCGAAAAAUAUUGUUUAAUAUAAAAUAAGUAUUCCCAUCAAAAAUUCAAAAAUUACAAAUUAAUUUCAACGUGUCCCUAAUAGAUAGCCGGGCCCCUGUACUCCAGGCCCAACUGCCCACCUCCCCCCUCGUGUGGGCCCUGCCUACAACUGACAUAAUAUUAAUAAUAUAUAGUUUAAUAUUUACAUAAUAAUAAUAUUAUCUUAACGUUUAAAUAUUUCACUACACGAAUUUAUAAUAAUUAUCUACAGAUUAAAAUAGUAUGCUGUACGUCAAUAAACAAUUUCACUGUAUAUUAACACGCCAUUUCGGUCAUGACGAUUGUAUUCCGACGUUCUAAAAUCCAUAUCCAUCGGGUUCGUCAUGUUUGAAUGACCCGUAAAUUUAAGGUAUGAAUAAUAUAAAUCUGUACUCUUUUUUUUUAUUAUUAUUAUUAAUGUAUUAUAUAAUAAGUAUGUAUACUAUGUGCCAAAUUUUUUCUCGCAUUUUACGUUGUUCACAUAAUAUUUUGUAUCAUAGGUAUAUAUAACUAUGUGUUUCUGCAUUCUGCAAUGAGUAGUUCCUAUUUUAGUCGAGAUGCUCGUGCAUAUAAGAUACGUUUUACAUUUGCGUCUUUGGUCUUAGUCCAUUAUAUUAAAUAUAAAACAGUAUUACAUAUAUUAUGGCUACAAUAAUAUGUCACACGACAUAACGUCGAUAUGUUUCUCUUAUAAUAUUUUCCUAUUCGUUAAACGUUUUUAGAGAUCAAAGUUUAGGUAUAAGCAACCGUUUGUGCGUACAUAAUAAAAAAAAUAGGUCUUUCAUAUUUUGAUAGGUAUCUAGUGCAAGCGUUCGGUCUUAUCGUGUCAUGUAAAAAACUGCUCAAUUAGAUAGGUACGUUAUCUAAAAUCCCAUAAAUAAAUUUAAAUUGAAAAACGGAGCUAAAAAAAAUUUAAAUCAAAGAUCUGUGAUCUCUUAACUGUUUUUGUUUCGAAAAAAAAAAUAAUAAAGGAUUCUGUCUUGGACAUAUUUUAAUACAAAAAUGAUAAUAUAUACCUAUGCAAUUGAACGGACAAUAUUUUGCACAUAAGAAAAACGACUUACGAUAAUUGACUGUUUGGUCUACGCGUAUAAGAUAUAAUAUACAACUACAUAGGUGCAGACCAUAUUAUUAUUAGGUUUAUAAUUUACUUCUGUUAAAAAAAAAUGUAUAGAAACUAGAGUUAACCAAGCCAGUUAAAACCAAAAGAUAAAACAUAAGCCACCUAAAGUCUAAACGGACACUUAGGACCUGCAUGACGGCAGAAAACCUCCUUAUACCUACUUUGUGAGUUAUAGACACAGCGAAACGAAGGAGAGUUUCUCAAAAUAAUAAUAAUAGUUUAAUGCCUGUAAGUACCUAGUAUCAAACGUUUGUGUAAUAGUAUUAUGUACGAAUAUGUAUGUUAAAUAUUAAAUUAAAUUAGACAAGCAAAGUGCGAUAUUAUUAUAACAUAUGAUAACGACGUUCUUAGUUCUUACCUACAUUAUUAUAGCGUCGGGUGCCUCUAUCCGUUUUAACCACGACUUAAUGAUUGCUAUAAAAAUAAUUUAAUUUACAUAAAUAUAAAAUGAGUAUUGCUUUCGAACAAGUUUAGUUUUUAUAGUCAGUUAUGACCUACGUACAAGUGCUUCAGAAGGAACCUUGAAAAUUUGUCGUCCGGGCGAAAUAUUGACCUGCAAAGAUGAACGUCUGUCGGCGUACGACAAUAUAAUAUAUAGAUACCUAUCGUAUAAACUACCAAGCCUGGGGAAGUUAAUGAUAAUUGUUAAUUGAGUUAAUUCGAUGAAAAAAACUGAAAAAAGUUUAAAGUUAAUAGUUAUUCUAUUUUUUUUUAACUCGGUUAAGUUAAAAGUUAUAAUAUGGAAACU
Messenger RNA from Acyrthosiphon pisum (pea aphid), 8494 nucleotides. Its product is annotated as dopamine receptor 1-like. The transcript has 3 exons. Gene Ontology annotation, cellular component: plasma membrane. The record is from RefSeq and is a predicted model, not a curated record. Gene Ontology annotation, biological process: adenylate cyclase-activating adrenergic receptor signaling pathway; positive regulation of MAPK cascade. Gene Ontology annotation, molecular function: octopamine receptor activity. Bases 3988 to 5196 code for a protein of 402 amino acids. Lineage: Eukaryota; Metazoa; Arthropoda; Insecta; Hemiptera; Aphididae.